AAGGCGAUUGUCAUAUGAUAGCUAAGAAGUGGCACAUUAAUGAAGCGCCGCUACAGGGGUCUUUUCUGCUCCUGUCACCGCUUAAAACUAUCAGAUGGUUCGAGGGAGGACAUGGAGGCAGCCACCUAGCUCAGCGGAGACGCGGAGCCCACAGCAGCGCCCUCCGGAGCCCUAAGACGUCGCUGCCACCAUCCGCGCCGGGACUCCGCAGCCGAGCUCGGCCGCCCGCAGGACGCUCCAGGAGCGUCGCGGACCGGGCGGCACAGGACGCUGCGGGGCUGAGAUCAAGAGCCCAGGUUCGCGCCGAGUCCAACCGGACCCGGACGCUGUGCGCGGAGUGCGUGCCGAGAGAGAAGCGGCGCGCAGCGGCGCCCUCCCGGAUGCGGACGCGCAACUUGAAGCAACUUUAAGAUCCAAGCAGUCCGCCGGCCCGCGCGGACCCAGAGCAAGAAGAGGGCGAGGAAGAAGAUGCCUCGGCCCGGCCGCAACACGUACAGCGACCAGAAGCCGCCCUACUCAUACAUCUCCCUGACCGCUAUGGCCAUCCAGAGCUCUCCCGAGAAGAUGCUGCCGCUGAGCGAGAUCUACAAGUUCAUCAUGGACCGCUUCCCCUACUACAGGGAGAACACGCAGCGCUGGCAGAACAGUCUGCGCCACAACCUCUCCUUCAACGACUGCUUCAUCAAGAUCCCGCGGCGGCCGGACCAGCCAGGAAAGGGCAGCUUCUGGGCGCUGCACCCCAGCUGCGGGGACAUGUUCGAGAACGGCAGCUUCCUGCGGCGCCGCAAGCGCUUCAAGGUGCUUAAGUCCGACCACCUGGCGCCCAGCAAGCCAGCCGACGCGGCGCAGUACCUGCAGCAGCAGGCCAAGCUGCGGCUCAGCGCGCUGGCGGCCUCGGGCACGCACCUGCCACAGAUGCCCGCCGCCGCCUACAACUUGGGCGGCGUGGCGCAGCCCUCGGGCUUCAAGCACCCCUUCGCCAUCGAGAACAUCAUCGCGCGGGAAUACAAGAUGCCUGGGGGGCUGGCCUUCUCCGCCAUGCAGCCGGUGCCCGCUGCCUACCCGCUCCCCAACCAGUUGACUACCAUGGGCAGCUCGCUGGGCACCGGCUGGCCACACGUGUAUGGCUCCGCCGGCAUGAUCGACUCGGCCACCCCCAUCUCCAUGGCGAGUGGCGACUACAGCGCCUACGGCGUGCCGUUGAAGCCUCUGUGCCACGCGGCGGGCCAAACGCUGCCCGCCAUCCCCGUGCCCAUUAAACCCACGCCGGCCGCCGUGCCCGCGCUGCCUGCGCUGCCAGCGCCCAUCCCCACCUUGCUCUCGAACUCGCCGCCCUCGCUCAGCCCCACGUCCUCGCAAACAGCCACCAGCCAAAGCAGCCCCGCCACCCCCAGCGAAACGCUCACCAGCCCGGCCUCCGCCUUGCACUCGGUGGCGGUGCACUGACCCGCAGGAGCCGACGCCCCCUCUCGUUCUUCUCCCCACCACCUCACUCGCCUUCCCUGGCUCCCAGUCCUGCCGGCCCCAACCUGGGACCGCCACCCUAACUUGUCCAUUUUACCUUCGGCCAACCCGCCUUGCCCCAAGAGAACUUUGUUUUGGACCCAGGAGACAAAACACAAACUUGCAGAUGGGCCGGGAGGCGCGUGGGAGUUGUCCUCGCCCCCACGUUAAGGAAGGCCGGGGCCACCUGAGCCGAGCCAUCCCCUCCCUGAGGCCCCGAAACCCCUUCCUAUUUGACCGGCGAGGGAAACCCUGUCACCCCCUCUUCGCUGAGAAAAGCGCGUCUUCCCUCCGCCCAGAUCGGCGGAGCCCCGAACUCUGCGCAGUUUCAAGACUAGAGAAACUGCCUCAGAUGUUUCCAGGAACAGAUUCCCCCCCACACCCCCUCCCCGCGAGGGCUGCAACAGCGCAGGGGAGGGCCCGAUCUCUUUACGUCUUGGAAAUCUGCAGCAAAAAGGAGCCACUAAUCUUCCUACCCCACUCGCCUCCGCCCAUCCGGCAGGGGCUGGGCCGACCACAGCUUCCCGGGGUUGCGGCCCUGCCUCCUGGGCUUCUGCGGAGAUUUUGUUGUUGUUUGGGGUUUUGUUUCCUUCCAGAGGCUCCAGGCGCUGGGAGUUAAAAAAGAGGCUGCCAAGCUGAGAAGGCGACGCUCGUCCUCACACAGCAAAACAAAACUAAAAGUAACCUUGUAUUGUUUACAAAGCGCCCAGUAAUAUGUAAACAGUGAACUUGAAUCUGUCUUGCUAGGCGGACGAACGGGCAAAGCCCACAUUAUAAGUACCUGUUGUAAUGUGAAUGUUUACUCUUCAUUUCUGGCCAGGUUUAGGGGAGGGAAGUGGGGAUGGGAAAGUUAAUUGGGAUGUUAACUUUCCGGUGACUUAGAGACCUUUUUACCUAUUUAUUUUAUUGUUGAAAAAAAAAAAAAAGAAGGAAAGAAAAUGAAAUAAGCCCAAACCAAGAAAGCAUCAAGGGCAACCCGGGAAGAACUUAGAUAAGCUGACUGGUAACAUGAAGGGAUGUCACCGGAUAGCUCUCCCACGGACAAGUCUUUCUGUUUGCUACCAGAAAAUUUCCAAGAAGCUAAAGGGCUGCAAAGAGAUGUAAAUACUUGUGAAUAGGAAUGAUUAUACACUGUGUAAAAUGCACUUUUGUUUGCUGUAUUCCUUUAGAAUCUUAGAUAAUUGGCUGGAAAACGAACUGUUGUUCUGGUGUGACCUGCUUAAGUUAAAAAAAAAAAAAGUUGUAGUGUCAUCAGAGCUGUAAAAUUUUUACCUUUCACUUUUCCCUCCCUGUACAAAAUUAGCAUGGCAUUUUAAAUAUUGAUGUUCUUGUUCCCAGCAUGCCUGUUUUAAAACAAAGGAUUUUAAAAAAAAAGGUGUCUACAUUAAAUUAUGACCUAGUCCAAAUAAUAUUUUCUCAUUAAAAUAUGUAAAUUCAAA
This is a messenger RNA of Nomascus leucogenys (northern white-cheeked gibbon), 2942 nucleotides long. RefSeq names its product forkhead box B1 (gene FOXB1). Gene Ontology annotation, biological process: regulation of transcription by RNA polymerase II; anatomical structure morphogenesis; cell differentiation. The record is from RefSeq and is a predicted model, not a curated record. Lineage: Eukaryota; Metazoa; Chordata; Mammalia; Primates; Hylobatidae. Gene Ontology annotation, molecular function: RNA polymerase II cis-regulatory region sequence-specific DNA binding; DNA-binding transcription factor activity, RNA polymerase II-specific.